This is a messenger RNA of Dryobates pubescens (Downy woodpecker), 2599 nucleotides long. RefSeq names its product WSC domain containing 2 (gene WSCD2). The coding region runs from base 898 to 2589 and encodes 563 amino acids. The transcript is spliced from 9 exons. NCBI's taxonomy places the organism in Eukaryota, Metazoa, Chordata, Aves, Piciformes, Picidae. The record is from RefSeq and is a predicted model, not a curated record.
GGGGGGAGGAGAUGCUCGGGGGCCAGGGCGCUGGGAGGGAAGGGGUUAAGCAGCAGCAGCAGCAGCCGGAGCGGAGCCGCAGCGGAGCUGGAUGGAGCCCGUUAAGUAACGGCACCGGGGGGCGGCUGCGGGCAGAGCUCAGUGGUAGCAGCAGCCACCGGGCCGGACCCCCCCCGCCCCAGGCCGCUAUGAACGGCGGAACCCCGGUGAGAACGGCGGGGUGGGGCGGGGGCCCGGCGGGGACCGAGCUGCCCUAGGAGCCCGGUUUUAUUCGUCGUCCCCCCCCCCUCCUCCACCAUCCAAACCAUCCUCAGCGCUCCCGGGGGCGGCCCGAACGCACGGAGAGAUCCCGGUGGGGGUGGAGGCUUCUUACCCUGGGAGUGAGAUGAAUGGAACUCGGUCAGACAAAGGGUCUCAGUCAGCACUUCAGGACCUGAGAGGCAUCCAGGGACUUUUCAUUCUUUGUCUGAAAGGGGACGGUGCUGUUUCCAUUAGCGAGAUGCCUGCGAGCGCCGGUGCCGCCGAGCGAGAAGAGCUGCAGCAGCUGAUCGGCUUUCAAAUCACCUUCAAACCCUCCAUCUCCUUAACAUGAUCCCUCCAGCAGCCCAGGCUCCGGGCCACGGCUGGGGGGCUUUGCUGGGGAGGAGAAUAAGCUGGGGACGGCAGUGACGGCCAGCACUGGAGAAACCCCCACCGGGGACUCAAUAUCCAUCCCCAGCCCUCUUGGACUUUUCCAGGGUUGGACAAUAGCUUCGUGCAGCCUCACCUUGCAGCCCUCCUCGUGGUUUUGGGGCACCCAUCUGCUCCUGAGGGGAUAAAACCCUGCUGGGAGCAUCCCUGGGGCCAGGAGAGCAGCUCCCGUGCGGCUCCGGCUGCCGGGGAAGGGAUGAAGAGGUUAUGGCCAAGUUCUUGGUAAAGCUCCAGCGGUAUUUUCGGCGCAGACCCGUGAGGUUCUUCACGCUGCUGGCUCUCUACCUGGCAGCUGGGAGCUUGGUUUUCCUCCACUCGGGCUUCUCUGGGGAACCCACAGUGACAGGCAGCCAGCGCGGGCCUGGGACCGGCGAAGGACCGGGGCUGCCCUACCUGGGGGUGAUGCAGCUGAGCCGCGGCUUCAAGGCGUCGGUGCCGGUGCCGGAGGGGACACGGCGACACGGACCCUGGUUCAAAAGCACCUCCAAGGAACCAGCAGAGAGGGGCAAAGCUGGAGACUACAGCAGCACCCACAGCAGGGCCAGCAGGGGCAGGAGUGGCCGUGAGAAGGAGGAGGACAGAGCAAGGUACAUCGGCUGCUACGUGGACGACACCCGCCAGCGGACGCUGCGCGGCGUCUCCUUCUUCGACUACAAGAAGAUGACGGUCUUCCGUUGCCAGGACAACUGUGCCGAGCGGGGCUACCUCUACGCGGGGCUGGAGUUCGGCGCCGAGUGCUACUGCGGGCACAAGGUGCAGGCGCCCAACGCCAGCGAGACCGAGUGCAACAUGCUCUGCAAGGGCGAGAGGACCAACACCUGUGGGGGGGUCAACCGCCUCUCCAUCUACCGCCUGGAGCUCGCCCAGGAGUCGGCCAGGAGGUAUGGCAGUGCAAUAUUCCGGGGGUGCUUCCGCAGGCCGGACAACGUCUCCAUCGCCCUGCCCGUCAGCCAGCUCAUGCUCAACAUGUCAGUGGACAAGUGUGUGGAUUUCUGCACUGAGAAGGAGUACCCAUUGUCAGCCCUGGCUGGGACCUCCUGCCUCUGUGGUUUCCCCACCACCCUCUUCACCCUGCAUGAGCGUGAGGAUGAGCAGCUCUGUGCCCAGAAAUGCGCUGGUGAGGAGUUCGAGAGCUGUGGCACCGCCGAAUACCUCCUGGUCUACCAGACCCAAGUGCAAGACAACCGCUGCAUGGACAGAAGGUUUCUCCCAACCCGUGCCAAGCAGCUGGUGGCCCUGGCCAGCUUCCCCGGUGCUGGCAACACGUGGGCACGGCACCUGAUCGAGCUGGCCACUGGCUUCUACACUGGCAGCUACUACUUUGAUGGCUCUCUCUACAACAAAGGGUUCAAGGGCGAGCGGGACCACUGGCGCAGCGGGCGGACCAUCUGCAUCAAGACCCACGAGAGCGGCCAGAAGGAGAUCGAAUCCUUCGACUCUGCCAUCCUGCUCAUCCGCAACCCCUACAAGGCUCUGAUGGCCGAGUUCAACCGCAAGUACGGAGGCCACAUCGGCUUCGCCUCCCACGCCCACUGGAAGGGCAAAGAGUGGCCGGAGUUCGUGGCCAACUACGCGCCCUGGUGGGCGACUCACACCUUGGACUGGCUGCGCUACGGCAAGAAGGUGCUGGUGGUUCACUUCGAGGACCUGAAGAGGGACCUCUUUGUCCAGCUGCAGCGCAUGGUGGGGCUGCUGGGCAUCGCUGCCUGCCAGGACAGGCUGCUGUGCGUGGAGGGGCAGAAGGACGGCAACUUCAAGCGGUCGGGGCUGAGGAAGCUGGAGUACGACCCUUACACCCCCGAGAUGAGGAAGAUGAUCAGCGGCUACAUCAGAACCGUGGACACGGCGCUGAAGCUCCGCAACCUCUCGGGGGUGCCAGAUGAUUAUUACCCGAGAUGAUGGUGAGAGG